CCGCCCGAAGAAGUUGUGCAACCAGUAAAACCACGGCGCAGCGAGAGUGGAGAAAUACGAAAACGUCACAUGAGAUUUCCCGGAACUCUCCCCGCUGUGUUUUUUCUUACUCAACGUUAAAUUUCUGCUCUUUUUAACGUCCUGCACCGACGAAGAGCUGCCCUGAAGCCGGAAACUUCAACCUGAUGUCGGAGCUGAGUUGGUGCUGAGUGUCAUUAUGAGAUGUUGUCUCCAAGCGCCUCCUUCGUGCAAGUCAACUUCAAUGACAUCCUCUUCUAUGAGAACUGUGGCGGCGGCAGCUUCGGAAGCGUCUACCGAGCCAGGUGGAUCUCGCGGGACAAAGAGGUAGCAGUGAAAAAACUGCUCAAGAUUGAAAACGAGGCUGAAAUCCUCAGUGUGCUCAGCCAUCGUAACAUCAUUCAGUUUUAUGGCGCCAUCCUUGAGGCUCCCAACUAUGGAAUUGUCACAGAGUAUGCCAGUGGUGGAUCGCUCUAUGAUUACCUGGCCAGUGAGGAGAGUGAGGAGAUGGACAUGGGGCAGAUCAUGACGUGGGCUGCAGAGAUUGCUAGAGGAAUGCAUUAUUUACACUCUGAGGCCCCUGUUAAAGUGAUCCACAGAGACUUAAAGUCCAGAAAUGUUGUUUUGGCAGCAGACAAGGUUUUAAAGAUCUGUGAUUUUGGAGCAUCCAAGUUCCUGACCCACACAACACACAUGUCCUUGGUGGGCACAUUCCCCUGGAUGGCUCCAGAGGUGAUCCAGAGUCUGCCUGUGUCUGAGACCUGUGACACUUUCUCGUAUGGUGUGGUGUUGUGGGAAAUGCUCACCCGUGAGAUACCCUUCAAAGGACUUGAAGGUUUACAGGUGGCUUGGCUCGUGGUGGAGAAAAAUGAGAGGUUAACCAUCCCGAGUGGCUGCCCCGCCAGCUUCGCCGAGCUCAUGAGGAGCUGCUGGGCAACAGAUCCAAAACAAAGGCCAAUGUUCAAGCAGAUCCUCUCCACUCUGGAGUCCAUGUCUCAUGACAGCCAACUUCCUCAACAGUGCAACUCUUUCCUUCACAACAAGGCUGAAUGGAGGAUUGAGAUUGAGGCCACACUGGAGAGGCUGAAGAAGCUGGAGAGAGACCUGAGCACCAAAGAGCAGGAGCUGAAGGAGCGAGAGCGCCGUCUGAAGAUGUGGGAACGCAAACUUAUUGAACAGUCCAACAGUCCACUCUUCUUAUCCGUGGCUAAAAAGCUAAGUGCUCAGUCGUAUUAUGAGUCAAAGACGGAGGAGUCAAACAGUUCACAGAUGUCCUGUCAGAUCACAGCCUCUGGUAACGAAGAGGUGAAUCUGAAGUCGGGGAUGAUGAAAGGCUUUGAGGACGUGUUUUCCUUGGACUUUGGCCUUCCUGUGAUGUAUUCGGGCAUGAAGGUCAACAUGCGGGCCGGGCAGAACUCCUCCGUGUCGAGCUGUGUCAGAGCAGGACACAAAAUCAACAUGACUUUCAGGAAAGGACGCUUUUCUUGGUGUGACAACAGCAAAUAAGGCUCUGUGAACAGCUGCAUCUGUUGGAUACUUAGAUCUAACUUAAAGCACAAUUUGUGCUAUAAAAGCAUACAUGUCUUACGUCCUUUAGCAUUUCAAUUAAAUUACUUUUACUUUAUCUCAGAAUAAUCACACAUUCAUGUAAUUUCCUCUGCUUUAUAGAACUUGUAUAAAGUAUGAAAUAGCUCUGUGUAGCAAAGAAACGUGUUAUGGAUUAUAUUUGUAACCCUCCACCUAUGGAGGACCUAUUAUGGAUGUCAUUUACUGUAUGCCUAAUGUACUGGAUGUAUAGUGGCAUGCUGUGAAGAAAGAGCCACGUGAGCUAGUUGCUUAGAGAAGGCCAGGCUUUUAUGAUGAAGUGACAUUUUGCUGACAUUAAGAUUGGCCAAUUUGUUCUGGAUGUGGUGGAGUGCAGUUGUUGAGACGCAGUCUCUUACCAGGACGAGAAAGUACACGUUUUUUUUUCCCACUGACUGACCCUGGUUCAAAACAGCAGGAGAGGGACUUUUCUGUGUGAUUGUCAGCUUUAGUCUCUUAUUUUACUUUUCAAACAGGCUUUUCUCCGAGGCCCAAGAUGAAAAUUCAAGACUGAGAAAAGAUUAAAAUUCAAGCUUUAUUCUGAAGGCAAAGUAUGGCCAUAGAAGAAUUAUUACAAAUUUUGGCUGUCAAGAUUAAUCGAGUUAAUCGUGAUUAAUUAAGGCCCACAAGUGAUCUGGCUGCAGACCUCCAUAUGGGGCGUUUUUGGCUCAUCUGUUGCAGACCACUACAAUGUGGCGACCUCGAUGGUGGGGUGGGGAGUGACGUACCAACCCUUGUUGGGUUUUUCCUUAGUUUUUGGAGUGUUUUUCUUAAUUUCAUCACCCUCCUCCUCCAAAAAAAAAAAAACAACUAAAAAUAUGUUCUAUUAACUAAGAAAAAUAAAGCUGAAAUAGCAGUUCUGCUCAGUCUUACCACUUCAUGGUCCCACAGACUCUAGCCUGCAGAUGUGCACUGUACAGCAGAGAAAUGGUAUUAGCAUUAAUGCUCAGUUCAAUGUUAUGCUUCAUCUGAGGGAAAGACAUGCUUCUGUGAGCACAGCCCAUUAAAUGUCCCUUCGCUUGUUAUCAUCAGUCAGUCUCAUGAGGAUAUAAUCCUCUGUAUUCCUCUGUUGUUGCUUGUUAGCUUCCUGCCGUGAGCUAAUAUUCCUAUUCAAACUCUGCUUGUACCUCUGUGCCAUCUAGCCUCUCCUCAUACUAGACUACACAUAACAAAGAAGCACAAUCAUAAAACCGGAAGCUUCCUUGUGUGGCUGAUUUACCUGCAUGAUUGUGUCAAUAAAGCAUUUUCUUUCUACUGAGUGCUUUUUUAUUUAAAAUGCAAAAAUAGUCAUUUAUAAUAGAAUUAUGUUCCAUUAAAGAACCUUUUUUAGAAAGAAAGAGACUGAUCAUAGCAUAGGCCAUAUUUGGUAACAUUUUAACCUCUUAUAUGAAGUUUUUUUCUCUUUUUAACUCCUUUUGUUCUUGUUCUGGUCACCCAUCAUCUCUGUAUUCCACAUGGGGGCAGAAUUGUGUGAAAAUCCCUCAACUCCAAAUCUUUUUCUUCGUCCUCAAAAACUAUGACCCCGUUUUGAGUUUGAGACAUCUUUGUCUACAGGAUCUUUGUAAAAGAAUCAUCAAGCACAUUUUGGAAAAACAAUAAACUGCUUGAAAAGUGCAGCUAAGUCACUUUAGUGAGACUUUGGCAGAGUGAGACUGUUUCUAAAUCUGUUUACUUCCGAGCGGCAGCGCUGGAGGAGGCGGAAAACGCUGCAGGGCUGAGUGUCUUUAUGAAGCACGCUGAAACAUACGGCAGCGACCGUCUAUUGAGAGCACAGUCACUUUAUAAUCUGAGCUGUUAUCAGACGUCGUGGGAAGAAUACACUGAAUGGGGAUUACUCAUUCAUUUAGUCAUCUUUCCUCCAAUUUUCCGUUGCAUUAUUUCUGUCAUUACACACCAGCCUCAUGAGCACAAUGAUGAAAUCUUUAUUUUGGCUGGCGAGUUUCUGCCUGAUUACAUUUAAUGAGCAAUAAAUGAUUUAUCAUUCAAAUAGAUCACGUUAGAUCAGUCGGAUGGACAUUUCGGUUUGAUAUAGACCAUUAGAGGCGAGUCGUCUCAAUCCUGCAGCACAAUAACCAGAAAAGUAAUGGCUUCCAAGAUAUGGGGAAAACAUGGCUAUUUUCCAUUUUAAUAACAUUUACUUGAGCCUUGUGAUUUUGACUUGAAGAUCUGUCUUUCAUAAACGUACACAUUAUUUUUACUGUCUGCAUCCACCCGGAUUCUACUGCUGGUAUUUG
Molecule: messenger RNA, 3836 nt
Organism: Cheilinus undulatus (humphead wrasse)
Lineage: Eukaryota; Metazoa; Chordata; Actinopteri; Labriformes; Labridae
Gene: map3k20a
Product: sterile alpha motif and leucine zipper containing kinase AZK
Exons: 12
Coding region: 223-1524 (433 amino acids)
Biological process (GO): protein phosphorylation
Cellular component (GO): cytoplasm
Molecular function (GO): protein kinase activity; ATP binding; protein binding
Source: RefSeq, a predicted model, not a curated record